AUGUCAGGAAUCUCUGAAAAAAGUGUCCUCAGGGGCCUAAGUAAAUUUACCAAGAAUCUCUCUCCAGACAAAAUCAACCUGAGCACGCUGAAAGGGCAGGGGCAGCUGACCAACCUGGAGCUGGAUGAAGAGGUGCUGCAGAAUGUGCUGGAGUUGCCCACCUGGCUUGCCAUCACUCGGGUCUACUGUAACAAGGCAUCUAUCAGGAUCCAGUGGACAAAGCUGAAAACACACCCAAUCUGCCUGUACCUGGAUAAAGUGGAGGUAGAGAUGCGAACAUGCGAAGAGCCUCGGCCACCCAACGGACAGUCUCCCAUUGCUCUUGCUGCAGGUCAAAGUGAAUAUGGCUUUGCUGAAAAGGUCGUGGAGGGGAUGUUUAUUGUUGUCAAUUCCAUCACCAUCAAGAUUCACUCCAAGGCCUUUCAUGCUUCUUUUGAGCUAUGGCAGCUCCAAGGGUACAGUGUCAACCCAAACUGGCAACAGAGUGACUUGCGACUCACCCGCAUUACUGAUCCACAGAGAGGAGAGGUUUUGACGUUCAAAGAGCUCACCUGGCAGACACUUCGGAUAGAAGCAGAUGCCACUGACAAUGGCGAUCAGGAUGCUGUUACUACUCCUCUGAGACUCAUUACCAACCAGGGGAGGAUCCAGAUCUCUCUCAAGAGAAGGACCAAAGACUGCAAUGUGAUGGCAUCUAAGCUGAUGUUUCUCCUUGAUGACCUGCUCUGGGUGCUGACAGACUCUCAGCUGAAAGCAAUGAUGAAAUAUGCGGAGUCUCUGAGUGAAGCUAUGGAGAAGUCUGCACAGCAGAGGAAAAGCUUGGCACCAGAGUCUGUACAGAUCACACCACCUCCUCCGAGUACCCAGCAGUCCUGGUCUCAGCCGUUUGGAGUCAGCCCAAAUGCAAGUAGCAUUGGUCAAUACUUUGAUAAGCAUGACAUGAAAGAGUCAUCAUACCACCUCCUCAUCUCACGCUUGGAUCUGCAUAUCUGCGAUGACAGCCACACUCGAGAGUCAGGCACUUUGAAACAUGGGAUGCUGGGAGGUGCCAUGCAGCUGACCUUCAGGAGGAUGGCUUUUGACUAUUACCCUUUCCACAGGGCAGGAGAUGCCUGCAAGCAUUGGGUGAGGUACAGUGAAGCAAUGGAAACACGAGGACAGUGGGCAAAGAAGUUGGUCAGUGAAUUUCAAAGCAAGAUUGAGAAGCUUUAUGAAGAAAUGGACCCUGCAUUUGCCAGGACUCCACUUUCCCCCUUCAAAAGGAAACCAGAUACUUCGUUGAGUCCUCAUAAAAGUCCCUUAGAGAAAGGCCGUGUACCUCCCACAAGUUUGCCACGACUCCGUCACCCUCCCUGGAACCGGCUUCGAUCCAGCUGUGUGGUGGUUCGAGUGGAUGACUUGGAUGUUCACCAGGUUUCUACGGCUGGUCAACAAAGUAAGAAACCCUCCACCUUGCUUUCAUGCAGUAGAAAAUUCUUCAAACUUCCUGAUCAAGUCUCUGCAAUCCAUAUUGAAUUCACAGAGUAUUACUUCCCAGACAAUCAGGACUUUCCAGUUCCAUGCCCAAACCUGUACGUACAGCUGAAUGGCCUGAUGCUUACCCUCGAUACAGCAAGUGUGCUCUGGAUAAACUUCUUCUGUCUGGAUCUUUAUCGCAGCUUGGAGCAGUUCAAAGCCAUCUACAAGCUGGAGGACUCGGGCAAGCAUGAUGAGCACGUUGAUGUUCGACUGGAUGGCUUCCGGCUGAAGCUUAACAUUCCCGUGGAGAAGAAAGUCACUGACCAUCAAGAUCGUCCACAGACACUCUGCAUUUGCACGUCAGAGAUGACUGCCACCAACACCCGCCACGCUCCCUUCUGCAGCUGUCAGGACCUCCAGAGCCUCUUCCGUAAAUUUGCCAGUUCAGAAUUCUUCCACUCCAGCUACACUAAGUUCCCAAGGUCUCAGGACAAUUUCAGCCUCCUCCACACCCUUUUCUUGCGCCAUGCAUAUGAGGUGGAUGAUAGGCCUCAGAAGCAUCAAGGCUUUCCCCGGCUACUACACAAAACCUCUGCCUCUGAAGAUCUGUGGUCUAUGAAUUUCACUGAGCUUUCCCUGGACUUUGAGGGGGCUGAAAGCUCAAAGGGCAGAGCCCUUAGCUUUAUUGACCCUUUUCCCCUUUCCAUUUGGGCCUGCCUUCCCAGGAGAUGGGGGCAAGCUCAGAUAUCUAAACGACAGGAAUUGGCUGCCUCUGAGUUGAAAAUCAAGUCUUCUGCCAGCUUUAGCAAUCACUCCAAGAAUGAGAACCUUUCUGGAGAACAUGGGGUUUGUCAAAGAUCAAAGACUGACCAGGAUCUGAAGAAUAUCUACAAGGUCCCAGAGACAAUGGAUGUCUUGAGAGAAUCUGACUGUGAAACUGAUGAUGUAGUAGACGAUAAAGAGCUGGAAGCCUCUGCUGAUAUCCAUGUGCUUGUGUCUUCAUCUGUUCAUGUCAAAGUUCGGCUCAACCACUACCAAUACUUAGUGCUGCUCAGGAUGAAAGAAGUUCUGCAAACACUACAGGAGCAGUUGGCCCAAGAUACCCAGGAAGUGACUGGGUCCCCUUUAGAUUCCAUGUCUGCUUGUGUAGGAGUUAUGUUCCACAGUGCCGAAGUGGCCCUGCUCAUGAACCCCGCACCAGGCUCUGUCUUGGAACCCAGAUCCCUUGACUCGGACACAACAAGCCUGAUUGAGUCUGAGCUCUCGCCUUCAGACAGCAAGGAGGGGCUGGUGGCAGAAGAGAAGGAGCCGAAAUCGGAGACCAGUUCGGAGAAGGGAGUAUGCAGUACCUCUGAGGUCCCAGAGGACAGUGGGAUUGAAAAUACAGGUAUCAGUGUAACCACUCCACAUAGUAAGAGCAUAGAGGAGAAAGGUUUGAUAGAGGAAGCGCAUGAAGCUGUGGAAGCCCUGGUUGCAGAAAGACCAGCUGAGACCAGCAGCCAUCCUCAGAGCCCUCCUGCUCUCCCUUCUAGUCCAACCUCAGACACCCAGCCCUUGGGGAGAGGAAACAUCACUCUCAAUGGCCAGGCAGAACUCAUCCCUUUGAAGAACAUAGAGGUGGAGUUGUCUAGUGCGCUGCAUAUCACAAAAGAUGCUACAAAGGACGCUCUGCAUGUGACUAUGGACCUCACCAAAGAAGCCAUGUCUAUAACAAAAGAUGCUCUGAGCCUGAGCCGGGAGAAGAUGACCUCCACCAUGCAGAAAAUGCUCUCUCUCCCCCCAGCCAAGGAUUCUGUGCCCAAAGCAGAAGAGGGAGCAGUGACUCCAGGUGGGAGUGGCAGCAGCCGAAUGCGUUUCUUCUCCAUGAAGAGAACAGCAUCCCAGCAUUCCUUUGACACCACUUCUGUGGAUGGGAGCGGCCCUGAGGAUGGGCUGUCUGUGGACAGUGAUGGCAGUGACGGCUUUGUGAUGCUCACGGACUCUGGGCAUCUUCCUCAGGUCCACAAUGACACAGGCAGUAGAGCAAGCCUGAUGGCAGAGGACGAGGGUGGAGUGUCUCCUGACAUAAACAGCUCGACUUCACAGAGUGAAGACCCCAGCCUUCAGCUGGUGUCUGUCCUCGUGCUGAAGAUGAAUGAGGUGAACUGUGGCAUAGAAGCACGGGGUGAUGAUUUGUCUGUUGCUUUACAAGUAACGAACGUGGUUCCAGAGCAACUGAACAACAUUGGAAUGUGGCAGUAUCUGCGUCGCUAUCUGGGAGAUCCAGGUAUGGAGAAGCCUUCAGUCCCUGAAGCUAGUAAGACCCAGCCAGAAGUGUGCUUACGUCUUGAAGUGGGACCUAAUGCUGCUGUGCAUUCGCCACUUGCUGUGCAGAAUGGCUUCCUUCAUAUGCUGGUCCACAGUUACACAGCAGAGCUCUUCAUGUCCUUCCUUACCAACCUCGGCCCCUUUCUUGAGGAUGAAAUAAUUCCAGAGGUGAUCCCCAUGGAGAUAGAAGUUGUGGAUGCCAAAAUCACAUUGAAGGAUGACAGCCCCCGGGUAUACCCUACCUCCCCUGGCCCUGUUCCUAUCACCUUGGCAGUAGAUCACAUCAUCGUGAAGCGCAGAGAUGAUGGGGUGUUCUAUUUAACAGCUCCGCAAGGGGACGGCUCAUUGAAACAGGAAAAACCUGUGUCGGUUCUUCGGGAACAGAAGGCCCCAGCAGAGUACAUCUUGGCAGCCCCAGCAGCAGGAACACGUGGACUGCAGUUAAAGGAAGUGCCAGAGUUGCAAAGGGAGCUUCAGACCAUGAAAAUAGCCCUUGCAGAAGCCAACAUGGACAAGGCUCGCCUUCUGCAGGAAAUUAGGAAAUACAAUCCCCUCUUCCAGCUCUGA
Messenger RNA from Nipponia nippon (crested ibis), 4332 nucleotides. Lineage: Eukaryota; Metazoa; Chordata; Aves; Pelecaniformes; Threskiornithidae. The record is from RefSeq and is a predicted model, not a curated record.